Messenger RNA from Oncorhynchus nerka (sockeye salmon), 1521 nucleotides. Its product is annotated as ankyrin repeat domain-containing protein 29-like. NCBI's taxonomy places the organism in Eukaryota, Metazoa, Chordata, Actinopteri, Salmoniformes, Salmonidae. Gene Ontology annotation, molecular function: protein binding. The coding region runs from base 208 to 1104 and encodes 298 amino acids. The record is from RefSeq and is a predicted model, not a curated record. The transcript is spliced from 10 exons.
CGGUCGUGACUCGUGCGCCUGUCUGCGUGUGGCUGGAGCGGCACUGCAGAGGAUUUGCUGCGUGUUUUUUUCCAACAGCGCGCCGACACCCUUGGAGCAGUCAGUGUGGCAAAACGAAUUACAGCCGUUAUUACAGUUAAACCCAUCGGGACGUUAGCAACAACAACCCAUACGCAAGAAAUAUGAGUCACGAAUGAGGUCCACAGGAUGUCGUUCAAGAAGGAGACGCCCCUGGCUAAUGCUGUGUUUUGGGCAGCUCGAAAGGGGAACUUGGCCCUGCUUCAGUUACUGCUCAACAGUGGCCGUGUAGAUGCCGACUGCAGAGACAGUUUUCGCACCACAGCCCUGAUGGUGGCGUCCUACAAUGGCCACAGUGACUGUGCCAGGGAGCUGAUCAUGCAGGGAGCUGACAUUAACCUGCAGAGAGAGACAGGCUCCACUGCCCUCUUCUUCGCUUCCCAGCAGGGACACAAUGAAGUAGUAAAGCUCCUCUUUGAAUUUGGUGCCUCAACUGAAUUCCAGACAAAGGACGGUGGCACAGCCCUCUCUGCAGCCUGUCAGUAUGGCCACUCUAAGGUGGUAGACACUCUUUUGAAGAAUGGAGCCAAUGUUCAUGACCAGCUGCAUGAUGGUGCCACCCCACUCUUCCUUGCUUCCCAGGAGGGUCAUGUGACUGUCAUACGUCAACUGCUGUCAUCUGGAGCCAAAGUUAACCACCCUAGGGAGGAUGGCACAGCCCCCCUGUGGAUGGCAGCCCAGAUGGGACACAGUGAAGUAGUGAAGGUUUUACUUCUGCGUGGUGCAGAUCGGGAUGCUGACAGAAAAGACGGGUCAACUGCAUUAUUCAAGGCAGCUUUCAAAGGACACAACAGUGUCAUUGAGGAGCUCCUCAAGUUUUCCCCUUCAAUGGGCCUUCUCAAGAAUGGUUCCACAGUCCUCCACGCUGCUGUCAUGGGUGGCAAUCAUAAAAGUGUAAACCUUCUGCUCGGGGCCAAUGCAGACCCCACACUACCCAACAAGAACAAUGAACUGCCAGCAGAUCUUACAAAGAGUGAUCGCAUCCUGAGUGCUCUGCGACCACAAAUCUUAAAUGGAAGUAGUUGAUGACAAUCCUAGUUCCCACCUUAGACCAUGGUUGUUUUAUGGAGAGAAAUGCACUGAGGGCUCCGAACAACAGAGAACAAACAAACAGGAUUCAGUCACACUACAAUACUUAUAUGGUGCUUGCUUUCAAUUGCAGCUUCAGAAAAUAAAAUACAAUACAAUGCUAUUUGGAGUAAAUGUAACUGGACAUAUCAAUAUGUAGCCUACUACCAAAAUGCAUCUGUUUGUGGCUAGAGUUAUUUUGCCAUGUACAUCCUUUUGUUUGAGGUGUUGUUCUAACUUUGCUGUAUAGUUUUAGUUUCUAAAAUAUUGUAUCCUGGUGCUGUGAUAUUUCUAAAUAUUUUGCAUUUUUUUAUUUCUGCAAUUUUAGUAAAUGCAAUACUGUACAUUGGGUUAAAUAAAAUAUGAAUGUGGAAG